AUGUCAGUUCUCUUCCUUGGUUUUCAAUUUUCAUUCUUCUUAUUUUUCACUUUGAUGAUUAAAACAUCUGUGACUGGCACCAGUAGCAGCAUCAGCAGCAGUAACAACGAUUACUUAAACAUACUGAAUAACGACAUUUUCGUUUACUUUCUCAGAUUAAAAGAUCAUUUUGAAGAAAAUUCGCUUUUAAUAUUAUUCGCUCAAGUAAAACUAGAGAACAAUCAUUUAGUGUUCAAAGACCUUAACAUGAGUCGGAAAAGUCUUCAUAAUGAACUACAUAGUCAUCGUCAAAUGACUCAUCAACAAUUGAGAUGA
Molecule: messenger RNA, 315 nt
Organism: Clunio marinus
Lineage: Eukaryota; Metazoa; Arthropoda; Insecta; Diptera; Chironomidae
Source: the annotation of a GenBank genome assembly